AGAAGAAGAAGAACCCGAAGCAAAAACAAGUCCGCAUGUAGCUAACGUUUGCAAUAAACAUUAUUUAGUUGUACGUCUAACCCGACAAAGCAACUCCACCUCGGAAAUGUCUCGUAUAGGAGGAGAAAAAUUUCCCUAAUGUUUCAAUCGUAUGCUGACGAGAAAAAACGACGCGGGCAAAAUUACACUGGCCUGCUAACGUUAGCCAAAGAAGCUAAAUAGCUGCAAUGGCAGCAUCCACGACUCCAGUGAUUUCUGCUCCUGGAUUAAGUCAGAAGCAACGCAGGGCUGCUCUGAGGAAAGAGAGGAGAAAACGGAAACGCCAAGCUCUCGCCCAAGCCAAGGAACUUGAUUUAAAAAAUGGAGAAAGCCCUGCUCUUGAUGAAGAAGAGGAAGGCAAUGAUGACAGUGAAGAAGAUGAUGUUGCUGAGCAGGAAAGAAAGCGUCUUCAUAAUGAAUGGCUGGAAAGAGAGCGGAUUGCCCAGGAGGAAUUCAGGCUGCAGUUGGAGAAGGAGGAAGCAGUGAGGAAAAGAAAAGAGGAGGAGGAGCGGAUGAUAAAGGAGGAAUGGGAAGCACAGCAGAGGCGAGAACAAGAAGAAAAAGAGCAGAAGCAGCAGGAGAGGCGAGACAGAGAGGAGGCUGUUCAGAAAAUGUUGGAUGAAGCUGAAAAUCAGCUAGAUAAUGGUGGCCCGUGGAUGAAUCCUGAGGCUCCUGUGACGGUGAACUCUGAGAACUUUGGAACAGAGCGUGAUGUAGCCAACUGUCCGUUCUUUCUCAAGACUGGAGCAUGUCGAUUUGGAGACAGAUGUUCUCGGAAGCACGUGUAUCCCACAGCCAGUCCAACUCUGAUGAUCCGCGGUAUGUUUAGAACAUUUGGUAUGGAAGAGUCACGUCGUGAUGAUUAUGACAUCGAUGCUUGUUUGGAGCACAGCGAGGAGGAGCUGCAGGAGUCCUUCCUCGAGUUCUACCACGAUGUUCUACCAGAGUUAAAGAGUGUUGGCAAGGUGUUGCAGUUUAAGGUCAGCUGCAAUCAUGAGCCACACCUGAGAGGAAACGUUUACGUUCAGUUUGACACAGAGGAGCAGUGCAAAGAGGCCUUUAUCAAAUUCAAUGGGAGGUGGUACGCAGGCCGGCAGCUGCACUGUGAGAUAUCUCCUGUCACACGGUGGAAAAAUGCCAUAUGUGGAUUGUUUGACAGACAGAAAUGCCCUAAAGGGAAGCACUGCAACUUUCUACAUGUAUUUCGAAACCCUGGGAAUGAAUUCUGGGAGGCCGACAGGGAUCUGCACAUGUCCCCUGACCGCAGUGUUAGGGGCAGUCGCAGAGACGGGUGGCAUUCGGAGCGAAGCGGAGACCGAUCAUGGAGGCAGUGUCACUACAACAGAAGCCCAGUGAGAUCGGAGCGAUUUGAAAGGAGGCGAGAAGACGACAGGUGGAGGAGCAGGAGCAGAGAGAGGAGGACGUCCCACCAGAAUAGAGAGGACGCACGGUCAUCUGGAUCCAGACACAAUGACGGGAGGAAAUAUAGGCGAAGGAGCAGAAGUAGAGACAGUGAGCAAGAACGGCGGAGAAACAGAAGUAGAGACAGAGAGAGGGAGCACAGGGAUAGAGAUCAAGAGAGAGACGGUAAAGGCACAAAUGACAGUGCUCACAGGGGAACGAGAGAAAAGUCAAGAAGUAGAGAAAGAAGCCCGAAGUCAGCAGAUAAAAGUAAGAAAAAGUCUAAUGAUGAUAGCAGCACACACCGCCGCCACAAACACUCGAAAAAGAGCAAAAAGAAGAGCAAGAAGAAACACAAGAAGAAAAGCCAUUUGCCUGAAGGGGGAACUUCAUCUGGAGAGUCAGACAAGGAGGAGGAGUCAGAGGAGGAGACGGCAGAUAAUCGUUCGGCAUCGAGUCCCAGCGGAGAGAGAGGUGAAACGGAGCAUACCCAGAAAAACAGCGACAAAGAUGAGUGCUGACGGCACCGAUAACUUUAAUUCGGAGAUGGAAAGUGAAUAGUUUAAAUAAAUCACAAGCGAGCUGGCUGAAAAUCUGUCCUCUUUGACUCACGCACUUAAACAUCUGCGUCAGAUUUUCUUAAAAAUAACUUUGCAAAUGUAUGUGCGUUACAUCAGUCACUCAUCAACAUCCAUAAAAUGGGAUGCAUUGUCAAGUCUUGAGAUCAAUAUAUGCUGACAAUUUAAUCAAGUUUGAAUACAGCAUAGCGCUCUUUUAAAGGAAUGAGCAAUUUUAAUGUAGUCAACAACAGAACUUAUCACCUUCAUACAUGUAUUUUGAAAAUGGUCAAUGUUGCUUCAUUGUUACUAAGUAAAAAUAUAUGUUGCUAAGUAAGUAUAAAAAAAAAAACAACUUUGCUUUUUGAAUACAUUUAUUGUUAAUAUCUUUCAAAUAUAAGAAAAAUGUGUUGGCAAAUGUGUUGGCAGUGUUUAAUACAAAAAAAUUCUUUUGCACAAAUCAAAGUUGUUUGAUAAUACUUACGGGUGUUCAGUGAAAACACUUUUGAUCUGGAGAACGCGA
Molecule: messenger RNA, 2520 nt
Organism: Archocentrus centrarchus (flier cichlid)
Lineage: Eukaryota; Metazoa; Chordata; Actinopteri; Cichliformes; Cichlidae
Gene: zrsr2
Product: zinc finger (CCCH type), RNA-binding motif and serine/arginine rich 2
Exons: 11
Coding region: 228-1961 (577 amino acids)
Biological process (GO): mRNA splicing, via spliceosome
Cellular component (GO): U2AF complex
Molecular function (GO): metal ion binding; RNA binding
Source: RefSeq, a predicted model, not a curated record